GCCCGGGGGCCGGCGCCGCCGUGAUUUGCUGCGCGGCGCGGCGAGCGGCGGCGGCGGCGAUGAGAGCGGGCAGUGCGAACUGCCGGAGCAGCCGCCGGCCGCCUCGGCACACAAAGCUGGUCCCAGAUUUGAGCGACGGCGAGACACCCUGAUGUGUGAGCCUGGGGCGCGCCAUGGAUCUGACUAAGAUGGGGCUGAUACAGCUGCAGAACCCCUGCCACCCCACCGGGCUGCUGCACAAAGCCAACCAGAUGCGCCUGGCGGGGACGCUGUGCGACGUGGUCAUCAUGGUGGACAGCCAGGAGUUCCACGCGCACCGGACCGUGCUGGCCUGCACCAGCAAGAUGUUCGAGAUCCUCUUCCACCGCAACAGCCAGCACUACACCCUGGACUUCCUCUCGCCAAAGACGUUCCAGCAGAUCCUGGAGUACGCGUACACUGCCACCCUACAAGCCAAGGUUGAGGACCUGGAUGACCUGCUCUAUGCUGCCGAGAUCCUGGAAAUUGAGUACCUGGAGGAGCAGUGCCUGAAGAUCCUGGAGACUAUACAGGCCUCCGAGGACAAUGACACCGAGGUCGCUAUGGCUGAUGGAGGUGCCACCGCCACCACUGAGGAGGAGGAGGAGAAGAAGUCAAGGUACAUCAAGGGCCUCUUCAUCUCCAAGCCCACUGGUGAGGAGGGUGGCUAUGCUGGCAUGGCCAGCCAGAAUCUGCUGGCAGCCACAGUGGAGCAGAGCCCCUCUGCCUCCGCAUCCUACUGCUCCCUCUCUUCCAUGAGCCCCACCAAGGCGGCGGUGGACAGCUUGAUGACCAUCGGGCAGUCACUGCUGCAGGGAGCCCUGCCACCCAAUGCCCCCGAGGACUCACGCUCUGCCACCACCCGCCGUCCCUCUGGCCUCGCCGAAGUCAAAACUGAAGCAAUGCAGGUGGAUGAGGCCUCCAGCCAUGACAGCCCCCGGACAGCCGAGCCCGGUGCCUCCAGUGGGGAAAAGGCUGACGAGAAAGGCAAGGAAGGACCUGGCACCCCGACCCGCAGCAGUGUCAUCACCAGUGCCCGUGAACUGCACUACACCCGUGAGGAGGGUGCCGAGCCACCCCCUGAGCCUGGCCAGGGGCUGCCACUGGGGCCGGAGCCGUCUGCCGCUGCCCCGGGAGAGAAGCCCUUGGGCAUCUACUCCCUUCUGCCGAACCACAAGACUGAGCCAGUGCUCGGCGUGCCGCCCACUGCGGCGUCCGCCCUGCACGUGCAGCCGGCCCUGGCUGUCUCCAUGGACUUCAGCGCCUAUGGCGGGCUGCUGCCCCAGGGCUUCAUCCAGCGGGAGCUGUUCAGCAAGCUGGGGGAGCUGGCAGCCGGCAUGAAGACAGAGAGCAGAGCCCUGGGUGAGCAGUGCAGCGUGUGUGGGGCAGAGCUGCCAGACAACGAGACCCUCGAGCAGCACAGGAAGCUGCACAGUGGGAUGAAGACGUACGGAUGUGAGCUGUGCGGGAAGCGGUUCCUGGACAGCUUGCGGCUGCGAAUGCACUUACUGGCUCACUCAGCGGGUGCCAAAGCCCUGGUCUGCGAUCAGUGCGGUGCCCAGUUCUCGAAGGAGGAUGCCCUGGAGACGCACCGGCAGACGCACACCGGUACAGACAUGGCCGUUUUCUGCCUGCUGUGCGGCAAGCGGUUCCAGACGCAGAGCGCCCUGCAGCAGCACAUGGAGGUGCACGCCGGGGUGCGCAGCUACAUCUGCAGCGAGUGCAACCGCACCUUCCCCAGCCACACGGCGCUCAAGAGGCACCUGCGCUCCCACACAGGCGACCACCCCUAUGAGUGCGAGUUCUGCGGCAGCUGCUUCCGGGACGAGAGCACGCUGAAGGGCCACAAGCGCAUCCACACCGGUGAGAAGCCCUACGAGUGCAAUGGCUGUGGCAAGAAGUUCAGCCUGAAGCACCAGCUGGAGACCCACUACCGAGUCCACACAGGUGAGAAGCCCUUCGAGUGUAAGCUGUGCCACCAGCGCUCCCGGGACUACUCGGCCAUGAUCAAACACCUUCGGACCCACAAUGGCGCUUCCCCUUACCAGUGCACCAUCUGCCUGGAGUACUGCCCCAGCCUCUCUGCCAUGCAGAAGCACAUGAAGGGCCACAAACCAGAGGAGAUCCCCACUGACUGGCGGAUAGAGAAGACCUAUCUCUACCUCUGCUACGUCUAAGGGAGGAGGCAGAGGGGCAACGGGGCAGAUGACUGGGCAAAAAAAUCCCACCAAACCCG
Lonchura striata (white-rumped munia) is the source of this 2254-nucleotide messenger RNA. It is a transcript of the gene ZBTB16, whose product is annotated as zinc finger and BTB domain containing 16. Lineage: Eukaryota; Metazoa; Chordata; Aves; Passeriformes; Estrildidae. The record is from RefSeq and is a predicted model, not a curated record. Gene Ontology annotation, biological process: regulation of transcription by RNA polymerase II. Gene Ontology annotation, molecular function: DNA-binding transcription factor activity, RNA polymerase II-specific; RNA polymerase II cis-regulatory region sequence-specific DNA binding; protein binding. Gene Ontology annotation, cellular component: nucleus.